This is a messenger RNA of Panicum virgatum (switchgrass), 2353 nucleotides long. RefSeq names its product protein NETWORKED 4B-like. Bases 209 to 2077 code for a protein of 622 amino acids. The record is from RefSeq and is a predicted model, not a curated record. Gene Ontology annotation, molecular function: actin binding. The transcript is spliced from 3 exons. Lineage: Eukaryota; Viridiplantae; Streptophyta; Magnoliopsida; Poales; Poaceae. Gene Ontology annotation, cellular component: vacuolar membrane.
GAAGGCAAAACCCACGCUUCCUCCACUCCUUGGGUUUUGUUCGGGCUUUAGCGCUCGCCCGCCCGCUGCCCUCUCGCGUGCGGCGGAACACGGCUGCGCUCCGCCUCCAUCCCUGCGUUGCGCUCGAGAGGCUUCGAUCUGCACUGUCUGCGGCCGCGCUUCGGCGAGCCAGACAUCUUAAAGAAGAUUUUUAUAUAUUUUGGUGAAGAUGAAGAGAACGCGAAAGGCGCAGUCAGGAAAAUCCCACUCAUGGUGGUGGGAUAGCCAUAUUAGUCCACAAAACUCUAAGUGGCUCUCUGAGAAUGUAGAAGAAAUGGAGAAGCAAGUGAAAGAGAUGCUGGAGCUUAUUGGAGGAGGAGAAUUCUCUGCAGAAAAGGCUGAGGCGUUUUACCAGCAACGACCUUUGCUUGUCACUCAUGUGGAGAACUUCCAUCGCAUGUAUCGUGCUCUUUCUGCGCGGUAUGACAAUGUGAUUGGAGAACUGCGCAAAAAUAUCCCAUCAUCUCUGCAAUCACAUGGCUCUUUUGGUGUCUCUGAAUCAGAUUCUGAGACACAGUCUUUUUCAUCUCCAGAAUCUGACAUGCAAGAAAAUAUGCCACAGCAGAAGCAAAAACCUGGACCAGAUUACCUUGAUGUUUCCGUUGGCUCUGGUGUUAGCUCUGAUGUAUCGAAGAAGGGGAGUGAAGGUUCUUCUUCAUCUUCAGAUUCUGAUUCAGAGCUUGAUGAAGCGAAAGAGGAAAAUGGAAGUAUUUUGUAUGCCCUGAGCCAAAAAAUCAUUGAGCUAGAAGAUGAGCUUCACGAAGCAAGGGGAAAGCUCGAUGCUUUAGAGGAAAAGCAUGCACAUUGCCAGGAUAUGGAAUCCAACAACAUUCAGAAACAGCUUGAAGAAAGGGAUUCUGCUUUAAAGAGCCCAACAGAAGUCAACAGUGGAAAGGAAGCAUUCGAAGCUGUGCUGUUGGAGCACAAACAUGAGAUCGAAGUGCUGAAGGGAGAAAUGGCCUCAGCAGCUAAGCAGUUUGAGGUUGAAUUGGCACAUCGUGAUCUUGAAAUUGAUAAGUGCAAGGCUGAGCUUGAAGUAGUCUCAGAGAAGUAUUUACAUGAUAAGUCUACUCUUGAGGAUGAGCAUAGAAGGCUCCAGGGAGUCAUCAAGAAUAUGGAAGGUGACCUAGCAAAAAUGUCAGAGGAUAAAUUGCUGCUUGAGUCUCGGAUUGAAGAACUUGAGCAGGCAGCUCACAGCUUAGAACAUUCAGCUUCCGAGAUAAUGAAGCUGCAAGAAGUAACAAGGAAUACACAAGCAGAAUUAGAAAAGGUUACUGAGGAGAAAGAAGUCCUCAAGGAACGUGCUAACGAAUUUGAGCAGCUUUGUAGGGCCCUCAAGACUUCAGGUACAGAGGUUGCAAUGCUACCAGAAACCAUCAAGACCCUGGAAGCCCAGCUAGAGAAAGCCUUGGAGGAGAACUCAAUACUUCAAGACCGGAUAAAGGAAUAUGAGCAGGUUGUGUCCGAUUCUUUGGAGAAACAUUCACAUGAGCAGUCCUGUCUUACUUCUGAUCUUUUGAAGUUAUCUGAAGUGAAUGCUUCUCUUGAAGACAAAUUGUCCUCUGUGGCGGCUGAGUUUAUGCAAGUUUAUGCUGACAAGGAAGAAGAAACUCUCAAUAAUGAGAAGCAAAUUUCUGUGCUCAAUCAUGAUAUUGCUGAUCUCAGGAGCAAGCUUGAAUUAUUAUCAUCUGAGAAAGCCACAGUUGAUGAUAGGUUGGCCAAUCUGCUAGCUGAUAUUAUGGCUCGUGAUGAAAAGAUGAAGCAGGUGGACGAUCACCUGAAACAGCUUCAGUUUGAGCAUGCCAAGCUGAUGGCAGAGGCUGACUCUGCCCGCAAGUCCUUGUCAGAGGUGCAUGUGCGGGUUUCCGAGCUGGAGGAAGAGGUCGAGAAACAGAAGCUUGUCAUAUCUGAGAGCGCAGAGGGAAAGCGGGAGGCCAUCAGGCAGCUGUGCUUCUCCGUUGAACACUACCGCAGCGGGUAUGAGCAGCUGCGGCAGCUGCUGCAAGGCCACAAGAGGCCAUUGGUGAUGGCAACCUGAUAAAUGAACAAUAUCAGUUUGCCAAUGAAAUGCACACUCGCAUGUCUUUGGUCCUGUUCUAUAUGUAGCUUUAUUCUUUCACAACUUCUGCCGUGCAGCUUCAGUUAUUAAGGAUCAUGUGGUAUGUGCCUGAAAUGUAAUUUGGUGGGAUAAUCGUAUCGCUCCUUUGUACUCCUUGGAAUUUUUCUUCUUCUUGUCAGCUGAUGAAUAUUAUGAACGUUGCUAUGCGUGAUUUUUUAUCUUUCUAAGCUAUUCAGUAUUCUGAAUGUUACGCUA